Enterobius vermicularis (human pinworm) is the source of this 216-nucleotide messenger RNA. The record is from the annotation of a GenBank genome assembly. Lineage: Eukaryota; Metazoa; Nematoda; Chromadorea; Rhabditida; Oxyuridae.
AUGAAAAAUGUUGAACAGCGUUUUCAAGCACUUGAGGAAGAAACGAGGAAAUUUAAACCACUUUUGGAGAGCCUAGAUGUAAUAGAGCCGAAAAAUGUUGUCAGUAGUGUUCAAGAAAUCGCACUCAGAGACCUUGCAUUUGUGACGGCUGCAACUCGAGAUCAUUUCGACGAAGCCUACAGGUGCAUUUUUCAAACAAACUAUGCUACUUCAUGA